Molecule: messenger RNA, 2793 nt
Organism: Seminavis robusta
Lineage: Eukaryota; Bacillariophyta; Bacillariophyceae; Naviculales; Naviculaceae
Source: the annotation of a GenBank genome assembly
AAGAGAGGGAAGGUCUUAGAUCGACCAUGGCGAUCCAUCGACCUCUCGCCUCCAUUCCCACACAUACUACAUGUAGCUAGUCCACCCCAUUCACAUAGUAAACCCGCUAUACACACACCAGGAAACAGAAUCCAAGACCCCGACAUCUUGGAGGUAGCAGUUGAAACUCUUCUUUGGCUUCUCACUGACAACAGCGAGCUACCAUACCGGUUAGUAGCGUACCGCGAAGACUGAUUGAUGAGCCAUUGAGUUGAUUGCAUGGUCCCGGCCCAGGCUCUCACAAAACAAAACGAAACGAAUCAGCAAUCAGUUGGAAGAAAUAAAACAACAUAAAAAAGAACAAGAAGAGAAGGAUAUACCAUGACUCCAGUUUCUGUGCAUACCACAACCAACCGCAACCACAACCACAAGGAUUCUGCUAUUUCUCAUUGGGCCGACAAGGAGAUUGUGGCGGAUGAUGUUCCUUCCAAGAUACCCAAUGGAUCCAGCAUUUACAUUGGCAGUUGUGCGUCCACUCCCGAAUCCGUCCUCAUGGCGUUGACCGAAUCGAGUCAUACCCGCGAUUUGCAAAUCAUUCAAAUGCUGCCCGGAGGAAAUUUGCCCCACUUGAAUGAGAGCAUUGACAAAUUUCGCACCAGCUCUUUUUUCAGCAUGUCCAAGACCGUCUACAAGAGCAAGGAAGAAUUGCAGACAUUCAUGAGUGCCGCGCACGAAGGAUUGGCCGACUAUAGACCCAUGAGUCUCAGCAGUGUCCCACGGUUGUUGGAAGAAAAUAUUCUGCAGGUGGAUGUCUGUGUCAUUAAAGUGACCAAACCACACAAGGGAUUUGUCUCGCUAGGAAUGGGGGUCGAACACACCAUGAGUUUUAUACGACAUGCCAAAAUUGUCAUUGCCGAAGUCACCCGUCACAUGCCCUGGACCGAAGGGCAUUCCAAAUUGAGAUUGGAACAAAUCGAUUGGUGGCUCUGUAUCGAUAAUGAUGACAAUCAAGAGGACGGCAAGGAAACAACAUUGUCUCUCAAGACGACUCAAGAACUCUGGCCGGCCUACUUUGACAUUUUACGUAGCAAAAAGGUUUCUGACGGUGUCUUGCACAAUUUGGGAGAACAAGUGAUACAGCUCAUACCGGACGGUGCCACCCUCAAGAUUGGAUGGAAUCCACUCUGCAGUUGUGUCUAUCCCUUCAUGUAUCAACGCAAGGAUAUGGGAUUGCAUACCGAUCUGUUUCAAGAGGAACUCUUCAAAUUGCAAAAAGCGGGCGUCAUUAACAAUUCCAAAAAGAACGUCGAUCGAGGAUAUACCGUCGUCUCGCAGGCUCAUGGCAGUGCCGAACUAUACGAGUUUCUCGAUCGCAACCCGGCCAUUGAAUUCCAGCCCACAAGCUAUAUUAGUGAUCCGCAGAUAUUGGCCAAGAUUGAAAACUUGGUCGUCUUGGAAGCCGCCCUCAAGGUGGAUCUCACAGGACAAGUUGCGACCGAUAGCAUUGCUCACAAAUUCUACGGUGGCGUCUGGAGUACCGAUCAUUCCAUUCGCGGGGCAUCAUUCUCACCCGGCGGCAAACCAAUCAUCAUGCUCCUCAGCAAGAGCAGUCAAGGACGGUCCAACAUACUCUUGGAAUUGCCACUGGGAUCGGGUGUUACCAUUACCCGCAUGGAUGUCGAAUACGUCGUGACGGAAUACGGCAUUGCCUACCUCUACGGCAAAUCCAUUCGGGAACGAUGUCUGGCAUUGAUCGAGAUUGCUCAUCCCGAUUUCCGUGGCAUUCUAUUGGAACAGGCCAAGCAAUUCAAGUACCUGAGCGAUUCUCAAAUGGGAAAAUCCUUCCUGUGUCACUAUCCCGCCCAUUUCGAAUGUUUGCACACGACCCGCAAAACCCAUCGCGAAGUCUUUGUCCGGCCCAUCAAGGCGGUCGACGAAGACUUGUUACGACAAUUCUUUCACAAACUCUCCAAUCAUUCCGUCUAUCUCCGAUACUUUCGAAAAAUGGAGUCGUUGCCCCAACGAAUCUUGCAAAAGUAUUCCGAUGUCGAUUACAGCAGUGACAUGGCAUUGGUGGUAUUGCAUCCGCCACCGUCCGUGCGAUCCAGUCGGACGGGGUCGUUUUCGUCGGAACUGGUGGCAAUUGGCCAAUGGAUUGCCGAUCCACGGCCAGGAGCCCCCGUCAAGGCGCCGCCGGAGAUUGCAUUUCAAGUACGGGAUGAUUGGCAAGGAGAAGGACUGGGCAAGUACUUGUUCCGACGUCUCGUGGAAUUGUCACAGACAUUUGAAGAUUUGACCCGGUUCAAGGCCGACGUAUUGGCGGACAAUCGGGGGAUGCGACAUGUCUUUGAAAGCUCCGGUGUGCCCUUUCGGAAACACACCGAAUUCGGUGUCGUAACGUAUACCUUUUAUUUGGAUCAGUAUCAACAACAGCAACAGCAAGAACAGACCAGCAUGGAGGAGUAGACUUUGCCUGCAGAGGCGACGAGACACGGUGAUUGAUGAUGUUUCUUUCAGCAAAGAACGCCAGUUCUACUUUCUGGCUUGUGCAUACGGUACGAGAAAACGAUUACAAUACUGCUGGUACAGAAUGUUGCAACGCUGUCAAGAUAAACGAAGACGUCACAGGCUGACCAAUAGGAGCAACCUAGAUUUCCUGACGUUGUAUUGCAUGGAGAGCCAUUGUUUCAGGCUACGAAGUGUUCCAUGCUGUGAGUUGCAAUGAGGUGCUCACGAGCCAUAACUUCACCCAGAAGAAUUAUUUUUUAAAACAGUAGCUAGAGGAGUUAGAAGAGAGACUUCAAUUUGUUGUCG